AUGCUGCGGAGAACCCUCACACAAGUUAUUCGAAGAAUGUCGUCCGCUGCCAACGUUGAGGCUGCCGUUGCCGCUCCUACCGCCGCUCCCCAGGCCGCCCCCAAGAAGGAAAAAAAGGCCGUCAAGUAUGAGCUCAAGGUGCCCAAGGGAACCAAAGACUGGGCCGAUAAGGACAUGGUUGUUCGAGAGGCCAUUUUCGACACUCUGGCCAAGGUGUUCAAGCGACAUGGCGCCGUGACCAUCGACACCCCCGUCUUUGAGCUGCGAGAGAUUCUGGCCGGAAAGUACGGCGAGGAUUCCAAGCUAAUCUACAACCUGGAGGACCAGGGAGGAGAGCUGACAUCGCUGCGAUACGAUCUGACGGUGCCCUUUGCCCGAUUUGUGGCCCAGAACGGAAUCCAGGCCAUCAAGCGAUACCACAUUGCCAAGGUGUACCGAAGAGAUCAGCCCGCCAUGACCAAGGGCCGAAUGCGAGAGUUCUACCAGUGCGAUUUCGACGUGGCUGGCGUCUACCCCACCAUGAUCCCCGAUGCCGAGUGUCUGGCCAUUGCCGUGGAGGGUCUGACGUCACUCGGAAUCACCAACUUCACCAUCAAGCUCAACCACCGAAAGAUUCUCGACGGAAUCUUCCAGGUCUGCGGAGUCAAGGAGGAGGACGUGCGAAAGGUGUCUUCUGCCGUCGACAAGCUCGACAAGGCACCCUGGGCCGACGUCAAGAAGGAAAUGUGCGUGGAGAAGGGCCAGCCUGAGGAGGUCGCCGACAAGAUUGGCGAGUACGUGCAGCACAAGGGCUCUGUCAAGGACAUGCUCGAGUGGCUGGAGGGAGACGCUGCCCUUAUGGCCAACGAGUCUGCCAAGACUGGUAUCGAGGAGAUGCGAACUGCCCUGCCCUUCAUGGAGUCCUUUGGUAUCACAAACUACCUGUCUUUCGACAUGUCUCUGGCCCGAGGUCUUGAUUACUACACCGGAAUCAUCUACGAGGCUGUGACCGAGGCCUCUGCUCCCCCCACCGAAGAACAGAAGGCUGCCCUCAAGGCUGCUGCUGAGAAGGAUGGCAAGAAGAAGAAGAAGUCCAAGGAUGACGACGACAACUCCGAGAACGUCGGUGUUGGCUCCAUUCUGGCCGGAGGACGAUACGAUAACCUGGUCGGCAUGUUUGCCAACAACUCCAAAAAGGGUAACAUCCCCUGUGUUGGAGUCUCCUUUGGCGUCGAGCGUCUUUUCUCGCUCAUCAAGUCCCGGCCCGGACUCAUGGAGAAGGUCCGACCUGCUGCUACCCAAGUCUACGUCAUGUCCAUGGGAGGAGGACCCGAGUACACGGGAUUCCUCGCCGAGCGAAUGGCCGUCACCCACAAGCUGUGGGAGGCCGGAAUCGAGGCCGAGUACAUGUACAAAACCAAGCCCAAGUACCCCCAGCAGUUCACCGCCGCCGAGAAGGCCGGAUGUCCCUUUGCCGUCAUUCUGGGCCAGGACGAGUAUCCCCAGGGUCUGGUCAAGAUCAAGGAGCUGGGUCUGGGUGAGGAAUCUGACCGAGGAACUGAUGUCAAGAUUGAGGAUCUGGCCCAGAUUCUCAAGGAGAAGAUUGCCAACAAGACCUCUUCUGUUGGUGAGGUCCAGAAGCUUCUCAAGGACUUUACCUUGUAA
This is a messenger RNA of Yarrowia lipolytica CLIB122, 1644 nucleotides long. RefSeq lists its product as uncharacterized. Gene Ontology annotation, cellular component: mitochondrion; cytosol; cytoplasm. Lineage: Eukaryota; Fungi; Ascomycota; Dipodascomycetes; Dipodascales. Gene Ontology annotation, molecular function: RNA binding; ATP binding; histidine-tRNA ligase activity. Gene Ontology annotation, biological process: histidyl-tRNA aminoacylation; mitochondrial translation. The record is from RefSeq and is a predicted model, not a curated record.